Molecule: messenger RNA, 1119 nt
Organism: Eurytemora carolleeae
Lineage: Eukaryota; Metazoa; Arthropoda; Copepoda; Calanoida; Temoridae
Exons: 7
Coding region: 121-606 (161 amino acids)
Source: RefSeq, a predicted model, not a curated record
AACAUAUUAUUUUGUAUUCUAGGAAAUGAAUAUAUUGUCAAGUUUAAUCUACAAAAGCAUCUAGAACAACAUCACAGUGCAGAGGAUAGGGAUAAACCGGCUCAACAGCUUGUCAAGUGUAUGUUGUGUGACGCAUUGUUUUACAACAAGAAAGCGUACGACAAUCACAACCUUCACCAUAGUCCUGAUGAUCUCUACUUAGACUCAGAAUUGGAUCGUAAGACUGCAGUUGCCCGUGUAGAUUGUGAUUUCGAUUUGACUCGUGUACCGACUAUGUGGGAGAAAAUACACGGACACAAAAAGCCGAGAGUAAAACGGAUUCAGCAGAUUGAACCUGAUAAUCUCGUGGUGCCAACCUCUGAAUCUGCUAGCCCUACAAAUCCUUCAACAUCUUCCGUCAAUCCUUCCGUUAGUUCUUCCGUAUCGGAGGUGGUCCCAUCGGAGGAGUCAGUUGAGGAAAAAAUGGGACGAAACCGUGCUAUGGUGGACUCGGACUCAGACUGCAAGUCGGACACGUCGGAUGAGUCUGAUCAAGAGACAAAUCAGUCCACGUCGACAACUAGCAAAAAGUCGUCACCGGAGCCCAAGGAAAAAAGGAGGAAAUAAACAACAUCCACAAGGUUUUGUUUCAUCGAUGCUAGAUGAGUAGAUUUGCAGAACGAUCUGAGAGGAAUACCUAAGCCCCAAGAUUCCAGAAGAAAUUCUGCGCCUAUGCAUUUUUUAGGGAUGUAACAAUUUAAGAAAAGAAAAUGAUCACUGAAGACUAAAAUCACAAUAAAUGAGGGCCAUCAUAAAACUAAAAUGUUCAGUUUAACUACAUUUGUGAUAAAAAUGAGACGUUCGAUGCUACCUCGACAUUUAAAAACAAAUUCAUCUUUAAAAACAAUCUCAAACAAUAUGAUUUAAUUUGUUAUUUAACUGUACAAUUUACAGUUUGUACCACUCAAAUUGUACAUAUGUAUUUUUAGCGUACGCAUUUAUUGAUUAACAUUAUACUAAAAUCAAAUAUUAUAAAUCGAAUUAGUAUCUUAACUUUAAGUAUGUGCAGACAAAUUGUUUUCAGAUUUAAAUGUUAUAAAUAUAUACACUUUACCAAGUUCUAUAGAGGCCUAUUUCAGA